AUUUUAUGAAUUAUUCAUAAGUGGGCGUGUGCGUAUACAUUGUCGAAUCUGGGACAGUGGUACAAGUCCACGCAACGACCCAUCUGAUUAUAGGAAUGGCGGCGACAGAGUCAAGUCUAUGUCCGAGUCCAAUAGCAGUGGCAGAUACUGUUGUACCUGCCUGUAUGUUUGCUCCAGACCGGGGCAGCGAUGAUGACCCAUCUGGGGGGGACUGUUACGAGGACGGAGAGGCUCACAAUGGCGAGUCCGAGGGUCAUUUAGACCUAACUAGCAAGAUGGUUCUGGUCAGUCCAACAGGAGAACAAUAUGAUGUGUUAUUUCGGCAACUCAGGGAGAGGAUGGACGAGGGCUGUGGGGAAACUAUCUACGUGGUGGGAAUGGGCUCAGACGGUGCCGACUAUGGGCUGAACGAGCAGGACAUGGAGGCGUCGGUGGCCACGGUGCAGUCGCUGUGCGAGACGGUGGAGGCUGACAUCAUCCUGCUGCGCGAGCGGGCAGAGACGGGCGGCAACGUGCGCGACUACCUCAUCCGUCGCCGCGUGGGGGACGCCGACUUCCUGGAGGUCAGGGUGGCGGUGGUGGGGAACGUAGACGCCGGGAAGAGCACGUUACUGGGCGUGCUCACCCACGGCGAGCUGGACAACGGCCGCGGCUUCGCCCGCCAGAAGCUCUUCCGCCACAAGCACGAGAUGGAGAGUGGCCGCACGAGCAGCGUGGGCAACGACAUCCUGGGCUUCGACCAGCAUGGACAGGUGGUAAACAAACCAGACAGCCACGGCGGCAGCCUGGACUGGACCAAGAUCUGCGAGCGCUCCUCCAAGGUCAUCACCUUCAUCGACCUGGCGGGCCACGAGAAGUACCUGAAGACCACCGUGUUUGGCAUGACCGGACACCUGCCAGACUUCUGUAUGCUCAUGGUUGGCAGUAAUGCAGGAAUUGUGGGAAUGACGAAAGAGCAUCUGGGCCUGGCUUUGGCAUUAAAUGUCCCUGUGUUUGUUGUGGUCACGAAAAUAGACAUGUGCCCCGCCAAUAUUUUACAAGAAACCCUGAAAUUGCUGCAGAGGUUACUCAAGUCUCCGGGCUGCCGGAAAAUCCCUGUGUUGGUGCAGAACAAAGAUGACGUUAUAGUCACCGCCUCCAACUUCAGCUCGGAGAGGAUGUGCCCCAUAUUCCAGAUCUCCAACGUGACCGGAGAGAACAUGGAGCUGCUCAAGAUGUUCCUCAACCUACUGUCGUCCAGAACGACGUUCCGGGACGACGAGCCGGCCGAGUUCCAGAUCGAUGAUACCUACUCAGUACCGGGUGUGGGCACAGUGGUGUCGGGCACUACGUUACGCGGGCUCAUCCGGCUCAACGACACACUGCUGCUGGGGCCCGACCCCCUCGGCUCCUUCAUCCCCAUCGCCGUCAAGUCCAUCCACCGCAAGCGCAUGCCCGUCAAGGAGGUGCGCGGCGGCCAGACGGCCUCCUUCGCCCUCAAGAAGAUCAAGCGCUCGUCCAUCCGCAAGGGCAUGGUCAUGGUGUCGCCCCGCCUCAGCCCGCUGGCAUGCUGGGAGUUUGAGGCCGAGAUCCUGGUGCUGCACCACCCCACCACCAUCUCGCCCCGCUACCAGGCCAUGGUUCACUGUGGCAGCAUCAGGCAGACGGCCACCAUCCUGACCAUGAACAGAGACUGCCUGCGCACCGGGGACAAGGCCCUGGUCCACUUCCGCUUCAUCAAGACCCCGGAGUACCUGCACGUGGAGCAGAGGCUGGUCUUCAGGGAGGGCCGCACCAAGGCCGUGGGCACCAUCUCCAAGUUGCUUCAGUCGGCAAAUAACAUGACGUCCCACUCCAAGCCCCAGCUAUUGAAAAUGCAGUCCAGCAAGAAGACGUUCCUGCGCGAAGACGGAACGACAGUGUCAAACGAGGAAGCGGGGUUACUAGAGGACGGCCAAAGCUCAGCACAGCAACAGCCGCUAGGAGAGGAGGAUUUGCAAAGUAGAGACGGCAACAAAGAGAACAAGCCAAAGCAGGGUGGCGGCGGGCGGCGGCGAGGUGGCCAGAGGCACAGAGGCAAAGGCCUGACCAGCUUGUUGGUGGCGCCCCCUGCUGCAGGAGCAGCAGGAAGCAGCUAAACAGCCCGACUGACAUCUCCUCUGUUUCUCACCAUCCCUCCUCCAACCAGGCCCCCCCCUGCUGUCUUA
Molecule: messenger RNA, 2186 nt
Organism: Clupea harengus (Atlantic herring)
Lineage: Eukaryota; Metazoa; Chordata; Actinopteri; Clupeiformes; Clupeidae
Gene: gtpbp1l
Product: GTP-binding protein 1-like
Exons: 14
Coding region: 96-2117 (673 amino acids)
Biological process (GO): translational elongation
Molecular function (GO): translation elongation factor activity; GTP binding; GTPase activity
Source: RefSeq, a predicted model, not a curated record